AAGGUCGGUUGCCUUAGACUUCAUCUCGGCACAAUCUAAUAAACUCAAGGAGAUCAUGCAGACCAUAAAAUGUGUCGUUGUUGGUGACGGUGCGGUUGGUAAGACCUGUCUACUUAUUUCUUAUACAACCAACAAAUUCCCCUCCGAAUACGUCCCAACUGUGUUCGAUAACUAUGCUGUCACCGUCAUGAUUGGCGAUGAACCUUACACUCUUGGAUUGUUCGAUACCGCAGGUCAAGAGGAUUACGAUCGCCUUCGUCCUCUCUCAUACCCCCAAACCGAUGUAUUUCUUGUCUGCUUCAGCGUUACUUCACCUGCUUCAUUUGAAAACGUGAAAGAGAAGUGGUUCCCAGAAGUUCACCAUCAUUGCCCUGGUGUCCCCUGCCUGAUUGUAGGCACUCAAGUUGAUUUGAGAGAUGACCCCAACAUGCUCCAGAAACUUGCUAGACAGAAGCAAAGACCAAUUGCAUACGAAGCUGGUGAACGAUUGGCUCGUGAACUUGGUGCCGUCAAGUAUGCGGAAUGCAGUGCAUUGACGCAAAAAGGUUUGAAGAAUGUGUUUGAUGAAGCUAUUGUUGCCGCGUUGGAACCUGCACCCAAACCUAAGAAGCGCGGCUGCAUUGUUUUGUAAUUUUAGCCUUCAAUUUCGUGUCCUGUGUCAUUCACCCUACCCAACCCAUUCGCCUUCCUUCUUUUCUGCCAGCCAGCCAAUUCUCUCCUUCCAAACCUUUUUUUAUUACUUUUUUUUUUUUUUUUUUGGCUCAGCCCGGUGAUGACCGGGUCCUUAUAGCUUACCAAGUAUCAUUCUACUUCGCUUUUGAAACAAAGUAAUACACACGCCUUGUACGAGCUCAUGAAUCCACUUUCGCUUUUUAUCACGUUUUCGUUUUUCUUUUUUUUCCCUCAAUUGCAAAUUUUAUUUUUUCUGCUGUGAUUUUCAUGGACCGCGAUGCAAUGGUACCCGAGGCACGCAUGUACGACAAGGACAAGCGCCCUUAACCGUGUUUAGUAAAUGGCUUGUCAACACAACAAGACUCUUGCAUUCAUACGGAUUUGAUCAGCAUUGCACUCAAGCAUUUGCACAAGGUUAUUUUCAAUAUAAGGCAACAUUUAUAUUUCAA
Umbelopsis ramanniana AG is the source of this 1121-nucleotide messenger RNA. RefSeq lists its product as uncharacterized. The transcript has 5 exons. NCBI's taxonomy places the organism in Eukaryota, Fungi, Mucoromycota, Umbelopsidomycetes, Umbelopsidales, Umbelopsidaceae. Gene Ontology annotation, biological process: small GTPase-mediated signal transduction. Gene Ontology annotation, molecular function: GTPase activity; GTP binding. Bases 56 to 631 code for a protein of 191 amino acids. The record is from RefSeq and is a predicted model, not a curated record.